Daktulosphaira vitifoliae (grape phylloxera) is the source of this 2716-nucleotide messenger RNA. Its product is annotated as putative fatty acyl-CoA reductase CG5065. The record is from RefSeq and is a predicted model, not a curated record. Gene Ontology annotation, biological process: long-chain fatty-acyl-CoA metabolic process. The transcript has 8 exons. Gene Ontology annotation, molecular function: alcohol-forming very long-chain fatty acyl-CoA reductase (NADP+) activity. The coding region runs from base 546 to 2162 and encodes 538 amino acids. Gene Ontology annotation, cellular component: peroxisome. Lineage: Eukaryota; Metazoa; Arthropoda; Insecta; Hemiptera; Phylloxeridae.
UUCUGCCUAAUUUUUCAAUUUCUUUUGUUUAAAAAAGGAUUUAGUAAUAGUAAUAUUUUUAAUUCUUACGAUAUUUUUUUUUAUUUAUAAAUACUGAUAAGAAAUAUUUAAUAAUAGUAAAAGAAUUAAUAAUUGUUUUAAACUAAAUGUUUUCCUUAAGGCGCUAUUAACUGUACACUUUACCGUAUGUCAAUUUUCAGUGAGAUUAAUUACUAGAAAAUAUUUAGCUAUUUAAUAAUCUAUGUACAAAAUAGUCUGAAACAUUAACCACUCAAUUUGAUCAUUAAUUUAGCACCUGAAGAAUGUUUUGUAAAAUUUUCAUAUAUUAAAAUUAUAUUGCUAGAACAUUAUGUCACGGAAUUUAAUUGUAUCCCAUUCCUUUUCGCUAAAAGCAAUUAAGACUAUUUCAUUUACCUGUAAUGAAAACCAAAUGAUUCAACAGAAAACUAUAACGAUUCAAGAACAUAACACUUGUUCUACCAUUUUAUUGUUAAUUAAAAAUAUUUAUUUUCUUUCUGUAUCAUUUCUAAGAUUUUUAUUUAAAAAUGCCAACUUUCGAGGAAAGUUUCAUGAAUUUCAAACCACCUUCGUUACCCGAAAAUCUUAGACUUUUUCCAGAUCGUGUAUCCCAAGCUUAUGCAAAUAAGACGUUAUUUAUCACGGGCGGUACAGGUUUUCUUGGUAAAGUUUUACUUGAGAAACUUCUACGGAAAUCACCGGAUAUCAAAAAGAUCUACUUAUUAUUGAGAACAAAAAAAGGCAUUGAUGCAACUCAGCGAGUGAAGGAUUUAUUUUCAACAGUGAUAUUUGAUUAUGUGAAAGAACUAAGAGGAACUGAUUUUUUAAACAAAGUGAUUCCAAUUUCCGGGGAUGUUUCUGAACUUAACUUAGGUAUUAGCGAUGAUGACCGUCAAAUUCUUACCAAUGAGGUGAACAUAGUUUUCCACGUAGCCGCUUCUGUACGCUUCGAUGAAACACUUAAAAGAGCAGUACUUUUAAAUACUAGAGGUACCAAAAUGAUGUUAGAAUUAGCCAAAGCAAUGAAUAAUCUUAAAUGUUUUGUUCACGUAUCAACGGCUUAUUGCCAUCCAAAUGAAAAAGUUUUACAUGAAAAAUCGUACCCUCCACCAAUAGAUCCUCAUAAAGUAAUUAAAAGUAUGGAGAUUUUAGAUGAUAAAACUACUGAAGUUAUUUCUAAGCAAAUUCUUGGUACUUUUCCAAAUACAUAUGCUUUUACAAAAUGUCUUUCAGAAGACUUGGUGUUCAAACAAAUGGAAUCUGGAUUGCCUUGCCUUAUUUUAAGGCCAUCGAUUAUUAUUCCAAUCUGGAAAGAGCCUUUACCAGGCUGGAAUGAUAAUAUAAAUGGUCCAACUGGUAUACUCAUCGGAGCAGGAAAAGGAGUCAUUCGAACUAUGUACUGUAACAAUACUGGAUAUGCAGAUUUUAUGCCAGUGGAUAUAGCUAUAAAUGGAAUACUCUUAUUUACAUGGAACUAUUUGGAAAAUAAAGAUAUUACCAGAAAUAUUGGACAUUUAACAUCCAGUCAAGAAUGGCAGGUGACAUGGCAAGAAAUCAUUGAUAUUGGUAAAAAUAUAGCCACUAAUGAUGUACCAUUCAAUAAAUGUAUUUGGUAUCCAGGAGGAAGUAUAAAACAAAGCAAAUUAUUUCAUUACAUUUGCGUGUUUUUUUUUCAUACUAUACCAGCUUACUUUUUGGAUGCUUUAAUAUAUUUGUCUGGAAACACACCAUGUUUAGUAGGAAUACAGGGCAGAAUUAAUAAAGGAUUCGAAGUCUUUGAAUACUAUACGAAUAAUCAAUGGGAAUUUAGGAAUGAGCAUAUUCAUCACUUAAGAAAAAUAAUGAAUGCUCGAGAAAAGUUUGAGUACACAUUGGAUGGGGAUGAAAUGGACUUAAAAAGAUAUUUUAUGAACUGUGCAAUGGGUGCACGUGUGUACAUUUUAAAAGAAAUGCCUGAUACUUUGCCCAGAGCAAGAGUAUACAUACGAAUGCUCUAUUAUGUAGACAUUAUAGCCAAGUUGUUAUUCUUUGGUUCAAUACUUAUGUUGCUGUUCAACUGGUCUGAUUCCAUCCUUGUAUCAUGUUCAAAAAUUACAGAAGGAAUAAAAAUAUUUUGUGAUUGUGUAUUAUCAUUCUUCACUUAAAAUUUGAUAUCAAUUAAGUAAUAAACAUAAUGUAUAAACAGUGCGAUUUAAAAAAAAUAAUUAUCCCCACUUUUUUGUUAAAUAAUAAUUAUUUGUAUAAGUAAAAGUAAAAUGUAUAAGUAAAGAUUUGAUUUAUUUUGAUAAACCAUAGUAAAUAUUAAAGCGUAAUUUUUAUGGGUAAAUAUCAAAAGUUAAAUGGAAAUCUACUAUUUUUUUUUUACUGUUAAAUGAAGAAUUGUUCAAAUAAAAUUUUGACUGGACAAUAACCAGUUUUAUAUUAUUGCACAUUGAAAUAUUGACACAUAAAUAAGUAUUCUUUAACAUUUCGCACCCAUCUCACCUAUAACAAAAAAUUACAUUAACUCAAAAAGUAAUAAUAUCAAACUGGUUAUCAACCAGUUUACAUUUUAUUUAGAUCAUUUAAUAGUAAAAAAUAAUAGGAGAUUUCCCUUUAACUAUGAAAGUUACCCCUAAAAUCUACCUUUACAAAUGAUUUUUUUUUAAAUAAACUAGAUAUUUACUACGCUUCAUAAAAAUAAAUACAAUUUUAAUUU